Rubroshorea leprosula is the source of this 2752-nucleotide messenger RNA. NCBI's taxonomy places the organism in Eukaryota, Viridiplantae, Streptophyta, Magnoliopsida, Malvales, Dipterocarpaceae. The record is from the annotation of a GenBank genome assembly.
GAUGGUCAGUUUAGGAUAAUUGUUUAUGUUAUCUUAAAUCUGAGUUGUGUUUUGGUUUCUUGAUAUAGCCUCAGAUGCGUUUUUCCUUGCUUCUGUACGUAGUGUUUUUGAUACCCACAAGCGGGUCCUUUUCCUUUUGCCACUAGCUUCCUUAAUUGCAUACAGAGUCCUCCCUUUCGCUUAUCCGUACACAGUAAACCAUAUAUCCUUCUCUUUCAAUAUCUGUAUUUAUCUGCAGUCCCCAUACAGCCCCAACUUUCAUUUUUCUUUUUCUUUGAAAAUAUAAAGAAAACAUAUGAAAUGAAGGGUUUAGAACAACUGCACGUCGAAGAUGGAGAAAACCCUACUGGGUUUGAUGCGGUUGAUCGUCUGGAGGAAGUUAUGGGCAAGGAAGAUAGGGAGAUCUGGCUGGAGAGACAGCAAAAUCACCUGCUUGAUAUAAACGAUGAUGCGUCGUUUUUCUACAGUCAGUUUCCUCCUCUUCCGGAUUUCCCUUGCAUGUCAUCUACUUCAUCUUCUUCGUCCACUCCGGCACCUGUUAAAGAGAUUGCAUGCUCUUCCUCUGCUUCCACGGCGUCGUCGUCUUCUUCUGCAGCUUCUUGGGCCGUUUUAAGGUCGGAUGCAGAUGAGGAUGUUGAGAAAAGGAAAAUUAAUGAUCAUCAUGAUGAGCAACAGUAUACGGCGGAUGCAUCCACGGUUGCUUUGUCUUCCACCGCCUCAAUGGAGAUGCCUCAGCAGCCGUUGGAUGAUGGCUUUGAUGUGGUUGAUUGUAUGGAUGUUAUGGAGAAUUUUGGGUACAUGGAUCUGCUUGAUAAUAACGAUUUCUUUGAUCCUUCUAGUAUACUCCAUCCCGACCAAAGCCCCGUUGAGGAGAUUCAACAGAAGGAGAAGCAACCGCGACAAGUGUUGGAUCAAGAAGAGCAAAUGAUUAUAUUACAGGGGAAUAACAACAACAAUGAGAACGGACAAGACGGAGCUACAGAAGAUCUAGCCAUGGUGUUUUUGGAGUGGCUGAAGACGAACAAGGAGACUGUUUCUGCGGAGGACUUGAGGAGAGUUAAGAUCAAGAAAGCCACCAUAGAAUGUGCUGCCCGGCGGUUGGGUGGUGGAAAAGAAGCAAUGAAACAACUGUUGAAACUGAUUCUGGAGUGGGUUCAGACAAAUCACCUUCAGAAGAGAAGAAUAAAAUAUUCACCUUCCCUGAAUAACAAUAACGUUCCCUAUCAAUACCAACCAGACCCAUUUCAAAACCCUAACCCUACUCCGAACCCAUAUGAAACACCACCUGAGACAAACCCGUGUUUCUCUCACAGCCCCUGGAUUGCACAACCAGCAACGUAUGUUCCUGAUCCAGCAGCGGUUGGUCCGGGAUUUGCGCCAGUAGUUGGGUAUAUGGAUCCUUUCUCCAGUGCAGGUUCUAAUAUCAAUGCUGCCCUUCAGCCUCCUUACCAGCCUCAAACAGAGUAUCACAUGCUGGACUCUUCCCAAACAUGGCCUCCUUCACCAUUUGCUCUAGCUUCUCAAUACAAUACAAUUCCAGAUAACAACCUCCAGUCGCCACCUCCUCCUCAGCCUGUUUUCACCGGGUAUGCAAAUCGUUACCCGUACCCAUACAUCCCAGGGCACAACGACCCAGGGUUAGCACGGUUAGGUUCUUCAGCCACACGAGAGGCGAGGAAGAAGAGGAUGGCCAGGCAGAGGAGGUUCUCAACGCACCACAGAAACCAUAGCCACCAUCAUAAUCAUCAGAGCCAGAAUCAAAAUCAGAGCGCGGAUCAACACGCAAGACUUGGAAGUGAUAAUUGCACAGCUGCAGCUCAAGUGAACACUGCCGGAAACUGGGUUUAUUGGCCUCCUGUUGCUGGUGCAGUAGGAUCUGCCCCUCCUGGUGAUGCACCCGUUGGACAUCCAGUAGACCGCACAGCAAUGCAAGGGCAGAACUACCACCGGCAAUCUGCAUCAGAUAAACGACAGGGAUGGAAAUCUGAGAAGAAUUUACGGUUUCUUUUGCAAAAAGUGUUGAAGCAGAGUGAUGUGGGAAACCUUGGGAGAAUUGUGUUGCCAAAAAAAGAAGCAGAAACUCAUCUGCCGGAGCUGGAAGCGAAAGAUGGAAUCCCCCUUGCCAUGGAAGACAUUGGAACAUCUCGAGUUUGGAACAUGCGUUAUAGUUUCAGAUUCUGGCCAAACAACAAAAGCAAGAUGUAUCUCCUUGAAAACACAGGGGAUUUCAUAAGAACUAAUGGACUUCAAGAAGGAGAUUUCAUAGUUAUAUACUCCGACGUGAGAUGCGGAAAAUAUUUGAUAAGAGGAGUGAAAGUGCGGCAACCGGAGACCGGCGGAGGAGCGAAAUCAGAGAGCAAGAGGCCGGAAAAGAUGCAGAAAAACCAGCAUGCAAGCUCUCCAUCUUCUGUUGUCGUCAAUGGGUCGUCAUCUUAAACAAUAAAGUAAGAAGAAAUUAAUUAAGAGCCACACGCUGAACCUUUGCCCUCUUGCCACCUUUCGUGCAUGCAUGAAGAUGAAUCGACAAGUGUACAGUGGAGAUGCAUGGGAGAUGUUAAUUACCCAAAACUUUUUUCAUGUUUUCUGGCUCAGUAAAAUUAAAAUAUAGCGUAGGGUUCUUGCGUAUGUGCAGUAUUGAUGAUUUGGGAUACGACAAAAUACGUACGUGUAACGUGUAUGUGUUUAAAGUGUGAGAUAUACGUACAAUAUUAUUUUUAUUAUAUGGCUUUUUCAUUAAAUGCCUUCAUUGCCC